GAUGACUGUGAGUGAUCCAGGGACCCCUGAACCCCGACCUGUCGCCCCCGGGGCUAGUUCAGUGGAGCAGCUGCGGAAAGAGGGCAACGAGCUCUUCAAAUGCGGAGACUACGAAGGCGCGCUGACCGCAUAUACGCAGGCCCUGAGUCUGAACGCGACACCCCAGGACCAGGCCAUUUUGCACCGGAACCGGGCCGCCUGCCACCUCAAGCUGGAAGAUUAUGGCAAAGCAGAAACCGAGGCAUCUAAAGCCAUUGAAAAGGACGGUGGGGACGUCAAAGCACUUUACCGGCGGAGCCAGGCCCUAGAGAAGCUGGGCCGCCUUGACCAGGCUGUCCUCGACCUGCAGAGAUGUGUGAGCCUGGAGCCCAAGAACAAAGUUUUCCAGGAGGCUCUGCGGAGCAUUGCAGGCCAGAUUCAGGAGAAGGUACGAUACAUGUCCUCAACGGAUGCCAAAGUGGAACAGAUGUUUCAGAUAUUAUUGGACCCAGAAGAGAAAGGCACUGAGAAAAAGCAAAAGGCUUCUCAGAACCUGGUGGUGCUGGCCCGAGAGGACGCCGGAGCUGAGAAAAUCUUCCGGAGCAACGGAGUUCAGCUCUUGCAACGACUGCUGGACACAGGGGAGUCUGACCUGAUGCUGGCAGCUCUGCGCACAUUGGUUGGCAUCUGCUCCGAGCACCAAUCCCGGACAGUGGCCACCCUGAGCGUGCUGGGAACUCGGCGGGUGGUCUCUAUCCUUGGCGUGGAAAACCAGGCUGUAUCCCUGGCGGCCUGCCACCUGCUGCAGGUUAUGUUUGAUGCCCUGAAAGAAGGCAUUAAGAAAGGCUUCCGAGGGAAAGAAGGCGCCAUCAUCGUGGAUCCUGCCCGGGAGCUAAAGGUCCUCAUUAGUAACCUUCUGGAGCUACUGACUGAGGUGGGGGUUACAAGCCAAGGCCGAGACAAUGCCCUGACCCUCCUGAUUAAAGUGGUGCCCCGGAAGUCUCCUAAAGACCCCAACAACAGCCUCACCCUCUGGGUUAUUGACCAAGGCCUUAAAAAGAUUCUGGAGGUGGGGGGCUCUGUGCAGGACCCACCUGGGGAGCUCGCGGUGACCGCUAACAGUCGCAUGAGUGCCUCUAUUCUCCUCAGCAAGCUCUUCGAUGACCUCAAGUGUGAUGCAGAGAGGGAGAACUUCCACCGGCUCUGUGAAAACUACAUCAAGAGCUGGUUUGAGGGCCAAGGGCUGACCGGGAAGCUGCGGGCCAUCCAGACUGUGUCCUGCCUCCUGCAGGGCCCAAGUGAGGCCGGAAACCGGGCCCUAGAGCUGAGUGGCGUCAUGGAGAGCGUGAUCGCCCUGUGCGCCUCUGAGCAGGAGGAAGAGCAGCUGGUGGCCGUGGAAGCUCUGAUCCACGCUGCCGGCAAGGCCAAGCGGGCCUCCUUCAUCACUGCCAAUGGUGUCUCGCUGCUCAAGGACCUGUACAAGCGUAGCGAAAAGGACAGCAUCCGCAUCCGCGCCCUGGUGGGACUGUGCAAGCUCGGAUCGGCAGGUGGGACGGACUUCAGCAUGAAGCAGUUUGCUGAAGGCUCCACUCUCAAACUGGCCAAGCAGUGUCGGAAGUGGCUAUGCAAUGACCAGAUCGAUGCGGGCACUCGGCGCUGGGCCGUGGAGGGCUUGGCUUACCUUACCUUCGAUGCUGACGUGAAGGAAGAGUUUGUGGAGGAUGAGGCGGCACUGAAGGCUCUGUUCCAGCUCAGCAGGUCUGAGGAGAGGUCAGUGCUCUUUGCGGUGGCCUCGGCACUGGUGAACUGCACUAACAGCUAUGACUAUGAGGAGCCUGACCCCAAGAUGGUGGAGUUGGCCAAGUACGCCAAGCAGCACGUGCCUGAGCAGCACCCCAAGGACAAAGCGAGCUUUGUGCAGGCUCGGGUGAAGAAGCUGCUGGCUUCGGGGGUGGUGUCAGCCAUGACGUGCAUGGUGAAGACCGAGAGCCCCGUGCUGACGAAUUCCUGCCGGGAGCUGCUCUCCAGGGUCUUCCUAGCUUUGGUGGAAGAGGUGGCAGACCGGGGCACUGUGGUUGCUCAGGGAGGGGGCAAGGCUUUGCUCCCACUGGCCCUAGAAGGCACGGACGUGGGGCAGAUAAAGGCAGCCCAGGCUCUUGCCAAACUCACCAUCACCUCCAACCCAGAAAUGACCUUUCCUGGAGAGCGGAUCUAUGAGGUGGUGCGGCCCCUGGUCUCCCUGCUGCACCUCAACUGCUCCGGCCUGCAGAACUUCGAGGCGCUCAUGGCCCUGACGAACCUGGCGGGGAUCAACGAGAGGCUUCGACAGAAGAUCCUGAAGGAGAAGGCUGUGCCCAUGAUCGAGGGUUACAUGUUUGAGGAACAUGAGAUGAUUCGCCGGGCAGCCACAGAGUGUAUGUGUAACUUGGCCAUGUGCAAGGAGGUGCAGGACCUGUUUGUAGCUGAGGGCAAUGACCGGCUGAAGCUGCUGGUGCUGUACAGCGGAGAAGAUGAUGAGCUACUGCAGCGGGCGGCCGCCGGGGGCCUGGCCAUGCUCACCUCCCUGCGGCCCUCGCUCUGUAGCCGCAUCCCACAAGUGACCACACACUGGCUGGAGAUUCUACAGGCUCUACUCCUGAGCAGCAACCCGGAACUGCAGCACCGAGGCGCCGCAGUAGUGCUAAACAUGAUGGAGGCUUCCAAGGAGAUGGCCAGCACCCUGAUGGAGAGUGAGGUUCUGGAGAUCCUGUCAGUGCUGGCUAAAGGCCAGGAGGGCCCUGUCAUGAGGGCCGCUGCAGCAUGCCUGGAGAAAGCCGUGGAAUACGGGCUUAUCAAACCCAACCAGGAAGGGGACUGAGGGCUUGCUCCUGGGUCCAAGGCUCAGACACAC
Chrysochloris asiatica (Cape golden mole) is the source of this 2869-nucleotide messenger RNA. RefSeq names its product unc-45 homolog A (C. elegans) (gene UNC45A). The coding region runs from base 2 to 2836 and encodes 944 amino acids. Gene Ontology annotation, molecular function: Hsp90 protein binding. The transcript is spliced from 20 exons. NCBI's taxonomy places the organism in Eukaryota, Metazoa, Chordata, Mammalia, Afrosoricida, Chrysochloridae. The record is from RefSeq and is a predicted model, not a curated record.